AUGGUGGGCUCUAAGAAACGGUGCCAGCUGCCCCACCAGGAUAUAAGCAUCGAGAAGAUCAUCAUGCAUGAGGGAUACCCGAAGAACAUCACCCAGAACGACAUAGCACUCAUAAAGUUGGACCGGGACGUGGUGUACUCAGCUCACAUCAAUUCCAUAUGCCUGCCGCUGUAUCCGUCACUGCAAAAGAACGUGCUGGGUCAGACGCUGUACCUGGUGACUGGCUGGGGGCGCACUGAAAGCGGCCGCCCCUCCGAUGUGCCAAUGGAGGCCUGCUCCGGAGACUCUGGCGGACCGCUGCAAUACCCGUUCCGCUUCUACGGAAAGCAGCGCUUCGUGCAGGCGGGGAUCGUCAGCGUGGGGUCGAGACAAUGCGGUAUUGAAACUUACCCGUCGGUGGCCACGAACGUAGUGGUGUUCAUGCCUUGGAUCACGAAGCAGACGGCGGUGGUGUAG
Drosophila miranda is the source of this 456-nucleotide messenger RNA. Its product is annotated as serine protease grass-like. The record is from RefSeq and is a predicted model, not a curated record. The transcript has 3 exons. Gene Ontology annotation, biological process: proteolysis. Bases 1 to 456 code for a protein of 151 amino acids. Lineage: Eukaryota; Metazoa; Arthropoda; Insecta; Diptera; Drosophilidae. Gene Ontology annotation, molecular function: serine-type endopeptidase activity.